Messenger RNA from Diospyros lotus (date-plum), 3670 nucleotides. Its product is annotated as pentatricopeptide repeat-containing protein At4g02750-like. The transcript is spliced from 4 exons. Gene Ontology annotation, biological process: RNA modification. Gene Ontology annotation, molecular function: protein binding; RNA binding. The coding region runs from base 585 to 2066 and encodes 493 amino acids. NCBI's taxonomy places the organism in Eukaryota, Viridiplantae, Streptophyta, Magnoliopsida, Ericales, Ebenaceae. The record is from RefSeq and is a predicted model, not a curated record.
CUUAUUUUAGAAUCGUGCUAAUGGGCCAAGGGAGGGCUAUUUUUACCCACUUGAUGGGUAUCCAAUAAAUUCGAUCCAUUUUUAGAGUUGCUAUGAUCUAAGGUAAAGUUUUUUUAAAUGGCGGGAGUAUAGAUUGAGAAAAAGAAUAAUAAUAAUAAUAAAAUUCUUGAUCAAAUAAUGAAUAGGUGAUGGACAUAUGGCCCCCUCUGCCAUGGCCGGUGAGACCACGAAUAAAUUGUUGUUUAAAAUUUGAAUUUGUCUUCAAUUGAACAGAAUUGCAGUAAUCAGAUAUGGAAGUAUGCUUGUCUAACUUGCAAUAUGCAUUAUUUAUGCACGGAAGAGAGAAGGGUUUAGCAUUUUAUUGUGUUGUGGUCAUGUGGAAGGUCCACAAAAAGUCCAAAUAGGACCAACAUUAUUUUCUUCUUUAAAUGUAAUGUAUUGAAUUUCGUUCCUUAAAUGGGAGACUCGCAAAUAUGUAUCAUCAUUAUUACUUCUUAGUCAGGGAAUGGUUUUUUAGCGGUAGGGUAGGUAGUUAUCGAACGGUGUCUGCUUAUUCCAAAUGAAAUUUUCAAAACCUUGAAACUAUGAUUGCUGAAUCACAUGAUGCCACAAGGAUAAUCAAAUCUGUUUGCACCAUCGCCAAACUCUUAUGCAGCACAAAUGUGGCUCGUCUUGUGCGUCCCCAAUAUGUGCAUGCUGUAUGUGCAUCAUACAGCGAUUGCGCAGAAAGGCGGAAAAUUGUGACCCUAACAAAAAUAAUAUCAGAUUUCUCACACAAUGGCGAAGUUGAUCGCGCAAGAAAAGUUUUUGAGCAAAUGGGUUCGAGAGAUGCUGUUUCUUGGAAUGUGAUGAUCAAAGGGUACAUAGAAAACAAUAGGAUUGGGGAUGCAAGAGAGUUGUUUGAUGAAAUGCCCGAGAAGAGUUCUUUCUCUUGGAGCUCCAUGAUCAUGGCUUACGCCAGAGAGCGGAAGACACACAUUGCACUGAAACUCUUUGUAGUGAUUCCAUGUAAAGAUGUUGUCAGUUGGACUGCCAUAGUCACGGCACUUGCACAAGAUUCACGGAUGGAAGAUGCUUGGGAGUUAUUCAAGCAAAUGCCGGAGCGGAAUUCAGUUUCAUGGUCUACAAUUAUAUCUGGUUUUCAACAAAAUGGGUUUGCUGCCAAAAGCUUGAAUGUUUUUAGAGAAAUGUUGUUGGCAGGAGUUCAACCAACUUCACAUUCUAUGACUAGUGUUUUAGCUGCUUCUGCUGAUCUAGCAAUGCUUUCAGUGAGCGAGCAAGUUUAUUCUCAACUGCUUAAAAGAGGUUUUGAGGGCAAUGUUCACAUAGCAAAUUCAUCCAUUUCAAUGUUCAUAAAAUCUGGAAGAUUUGACAAUGCAAGGCGUGUUUUUGUGGACCUGGGGGAGCCUGAUACUGUUACUUGGAACUCUAUGAUCAUGGGUUAUGGGCAGCAUGGUUUUGGUAUUGAGGCAAUUAUGUUUUUCCAUCAGAUGCAAAAAGCAGAGUUUUUACCCGACAGAAUAAGUUUCUUGGGGGUUUUACAUGGUUGCACCCACUGUGGGCUCAUAGAAGAAGGGAAGCGGUAUUUUAGGUGUAUGGAAAUGGAUUAUGGGAUUUCACCAGGACCCGAGCAUUAUGCAAAUAUGGUUGACCUAUUUGCUCGUGCAGGAUUGCUUGGAGAAGCAUAUGAGAUUAUAAGAGAAAUGCCCUUUGAGCCUACACCUGUCUUUUGGAGAGCAUUGCUGAAUGGAUGUAGGAUUUGGGGCAACUUGAAUUUGGGACUUUAUGUUGCUGAUAAGAUUUUGGAACUCGAACCAUAUAAUUCAAGUGCAUGCUUAAUGAUUAUUGAAAUCCACGCAGCAGCUGGUAGAUGGAAGGAAGCAAUGGAGAUGAGGAGACACAUGAAGGACAGAGAUACGAGAAAAGAGUUGGGCUGUAGUUGGGUUGACAUAAAAGGGAGGAACCAUAUUUUUACUACAAGAGAUGCAACUCAUCCAGAAUUAGACAAUAUCUACUUAAUUCUGGAGUUGCUGUCUUACAACAUGACCGAGUGUAUUAGUACUUGAGUGAAUGGAGGGCUGCAGAGCUGUUGAACAAUGCACAGUUAAGCUAAUAAAAAUCACAGUGCUGUAGAUUCAUCUCUUCCUUGAUUUAGUUCAUAAGACUAGUAACUAGGAAGUGAUGCAAGCUUUGAAAUCCUUUUGUCGAACACUUGCUUUAAAAAUUUUGAUCCAAUAGAUUUUAGCAACAAAGCGAAUGAGGAAGGAAUGGAGACUGAAGGGAAAUGGAAACAUUUCAUGGACUGAUAGGUGAUGUUUUUCUGUGUUCAGAUUUGCAUUAUUUGUCUUAGAUGGUAAUUUCUUGGACAUGGUGGUGAAAGUUGAAGAUGUCAAACUCUGGAUGAUCGGCUGCUCCAAGUGGGUGUACCCCCUUGGCAGAUCUCAUGGAGAAAGCCCAAAUAAAUAACAACUCUUUGUUGAGAAUUCUAGAAGGGCCUUGCAUUCACAUAUUGGGCUCCAAACCCAUAGCACAUUCAAAAAGUUUCAGGGCAAACAUUGGGCCUUGCCAUGCUUAAAGAACCUUUCUUUUGUUCUGUUUUUUCACGGCCAAAUGUCCCUCUGCUGUAAUUAUCCAACAAAGCGCUCGGAUAUCCAUUGAUUACAAUGAUUGCAGCAUGCCUAUCCCUUUCUUGUCUUCAUGAAUUUCUUUCGAGCCCUACAGGGGGGUGCCGGUCAAGCCAUAAUAAUAAACAUCCCAACACAAUCUGCUUUUGACAUGUUCAAGAAACAUUCCAAUACACAAUCUGCUUUGUACAGGUUUGAAGAAGCGGCCCAGAGCCCUUCCCCCUAACCUAUGGUCCUAUGCCUUUAAGUUAGUCCCAAACUAGGGCACCCUAUCGCCCUGCUACCAACCUACCAUUCGGAGGCAACAUCUUUUCCACGAUAUAUUCUUAACCCACAAAUCGCAUACACAAGAUAAGCACUCAAAAUCUUAUGUAUGAGUCGUGGCAAAAAGAUUUAAACUCUGGUCGCACAAAGAAACUUUUAAGUCUGAGGUCUAGGUCUAGUAUUAGGUUGUCUCGAUCUUACAUCAGCAUGCAGUAGACAAAUUGAGCAUCUAAUUGCUUGCACAAAAAACCCAAAGCACUUGUUGCCAAAUUGACUUAAAGGCCCAAAUGGGGCCACGUGAUCUUCGACCAAAUAUAUACCAUCAUCAUCCACGUUGAAUUUCUUCACCCAUCCAUGUAUGGGUUUUGUAUUGAGGGCUUGUUUGUGUGCAAGCAAUUCAUGCCAAAAGAAGUACUCAUUUUGCUCUUGUUUUGGCAGCUCUGAAAAGGCUAGGGCCGAUGGGGAGACAAACUGACCGACCUUGUGUUCUAAAUCUCCUCCAUAGCAUCCAAGCAUGACUCUCUGUCUUGGUGAAUUGAUGCUGAUGCUCUACGUGACGAGAUCUCCACUUCAGAAGCCCCUCUGGAUUCAAGAAGGCUUCAAAAAUUUACAUGCUUUUUAUUUAUUUUUUUUAUGACCCAGAUUUUUGGGCUUCACCCGCUUAAUUUUGAAAGAGAUUGACAUUUUCCCUGAUUUGAUCUUCGGGUAAAUCGGAUGCGGUCACAAACUUAUACACUCUCAAUUAGAUAUGUAGUCAGUUUUUAUUAAAUGAGGAUAUUUCU